CGAAGACAAAGUUUCAGGGCCUGGGGCAGGCCCCGAGAACAGAAAGGUUUCUUCCGGCCUUGCCUGGAUUCCGCAACGGGAGGCGCGGCUGCCGGGAACGGCGUGACGUCACUCCUUCCUUUCAGAGACAGGAACACGCGGGCGGGGCAGUGACUCACCCCGCGCAGGAAGCGCCUCGCCCGCGCGGUGACGAACGCGCAGGCGCGGAACGGCACCCUCCUCCCCCUCCCUCUCUGUCAAUCCCUUUCGCCUCGCUGCGUAGAGCGCGCCGUAAACAAGAAUACCCGGAAGUGCGCUGUAAAAAAAAAGAGGAAGGCAGGUGGAAGGGAGAAUCACCUCUCACCUUCUUCACAAUGGAGAAAAUGGCGGACAUUGACUUUCCCAAUGCUACACAUGAUGUAUUCAAUAUCACCCUUCACACAACGCUGGCUCUUACCACAAAGCUGGUACUUCCUACACCUGCCAAGCCAAUACUGCCAGUGCAAACUGGAGUUCAAGCUCAACAAGAGGAGCAAUCGAGUGGCAUGACUAUAUUCUUUAGUCUUCUUGUAUUAGGUAUCUGUAUCAUAUUGGUGCAUUUAUUGAUAAGAUAUAGGCUACAUUUCAUGCCAGAGAGUGUUGCUGUUGUUUCGUUAGGUAUCCUCAUGGGAGCAGUUAUAAAAAUCAUAGAAGCACAAAAGCUAGCCAACUGGAAGGAAGAAGAAAUGUUUCGUCCCAAUAUGUUUUUUCUUCUUUUACUUCCACCAAUCAUAUUUGAAUCUGGGUAUUCAUUACACAAGGGGAAUUUCUUUCAAAACAUAGGCUCCAUCACCCUAUUUUCUGUGAUUGGGACGGCAAUUUCAGCUUUCAUUGUUGGAGGAGGCAUCUAUUUUCUGGGUCAGGCUGAUGUAAUUUAUAAACUCAACAUGACCGACAGUUUUGCAUUUGGUUCUCUGAUCUCAGCUGUUGACCCAGUAGCUACUAUUGCUAUCUUUAAUGCCCUUAAUGUUGAUCCAGUACUUAACAUGCUGGUCUUUGGGGAAAGUAUACUCAAUGAUGCAGUCUCAAUUGUCCUAACAAACACAGCAGAAGGUUUGACAAGAGAACAUACAUCCGACGUAAGUGGAUGGCAAACCUUUCUCCAGGCUCUGGGUUACUUUCUGAAGAUGUUCUUUGGUUCUGCCGCGCUGGGGACUCUGACUGGCCUUAUUUCUGCAGUAGUAUUGAAGCAUAUUGACUUAAGGAAAACACCUUCUCUGGAGUUUGGAAUGAUGAUUAUCUUUGCUUACCUUCCCUAUGGACUGGCAGAAGGUAUUUCUCUCUCAGGUAUCAUGGCUAUCUUGUUCUCUGGUAUUGUAAUGUCUCACUACACCCAUCAUAACCUCUCUCCAGUGACACAGAUUCUAAUGCAACAGACUCUGAGAACAGUUGCAUUCAUGUGCGAAACAUGUGUUUUUGCAUUUCUCGGGUUGUCGAUUUUUAGUUUUCCUCACAAAUUUGAAGCAUCCUUUGUUAUUUGGUGCAUAGUGCUUGUGCUUUUUGGCAGAGCAGUCAAUAUUUUCCCACUCUCCUACCUGCUAAAUUUCUUUCGUGAUCACAAAAUCACUCCUAAAAUGAUGUUCAUCAUGUGGUUUAGUGGCUUACGUGGAGCAAUUCCUUAUGCGUUGAGCCUCCAUUUAGGGUUAGAACCAAUAGAGAAGCGGCAGCUUAUUGGAACCACGACAAUCAUCAUUGUAUUGUUUACAAUCUUGUUGUUGGGUGGAGGAACUAUGCCUUUAAUCAGACUGAUUGAUAUUGAAGACUCAAAAGCAAGGCGAAAGAACAAGAAGGAUAUUAACCUCAGCAAGACAGAAAAAAUGGGUAACACAAUUGAAUCUGAACACUUGUCUGAACUUACAGAGGAAGAGUAUGAAGCCCACUACAUCAAGCGCCAGGACCUCAAAGGCUUUAUGUGGCUUGAUGUCAAAUACUUGAAUCCUUUCUUUACCCGCCGGCUCACACAAGAGGACUUACACCAUGGUCGCAUACAGAUGAAAAGCCUCACCAACAAAUGGUACGAGGAGGUGCGACAAGGACCGUCUGGAUCUGAAGAUGAAGAGCAAGAGUUACUGUAACUGGAGAGAGAGCAGGGACUUAUACUUAUGGCACUGAAAAUGUAGGACAAUUCAUGAAGAUGAGCUCCAGGGUUGUACUCAAGACUGCAUUUGGUAUACAUUGUGGUGAGCUAGCCAUCUGGAGAUUUAUUCCAAACAAACAGCUGCAACAUGUUUUGAAGGGAAAGACUGUAUCUUGUGCCAAAUUUUGGGUUAUCUGGACAUUGUGCUGAAUCCUUGAACAGUAAACUCCAUCUGCAUUGGGAUAAUUAGAAAAUGGGUUUGUACUGAUUACAAUUGCUGCUGUAUUUAUUAUAUGUGAGAGGGACUCUAUAGGACAGCUUCAGAAAAUUUUAGUGCACUUUAUUCUCUCUCUUUUUUUUCCUGAUACACUGGCUUUGGAAGUCAUGAGGAUAAAUACUGUGAAUAAUGAGCACGUACAUUAUUAUUUGAGGCCCAUUUUUAAUGUGCUGUCUUGGUAUAUUAUGAACUCAAGAGGCAAAAUAAGAACACUGCUACAUGACUGUUAUUGUGCUUGAACAAAAGCACCUAAUUAAAGCCUCAUAGUCUCUGGGAUUUCAAAUUAUAUUGACCUGUUCUCUUUUUUUUAAUAAGGUUGGACUGGCCUGACCCAAUCAUAUUAUUUUUCAAUUGCACUACAGAGCAUUGUUUGAAAUCCACGAUGCUGAAAAUUCACCUCCCUUGCCCUGGUAACUUGAGAAAAGUUGCACAGCAUACAGUGAUGAAUGACCAAGCUUUUAGUCAACUCUUGUAGCUUGAAGUGAACAGCAAGUGGCACGAGCUUGGAAGUUUCUUCCUUGUAAGCAGAGGCAAAUAAACUGAUCCCUUUUCUUUAAAGCAAUCUAUGCUAACGACAGGAUUAGUAAAGCCUCUGUGAUAUUGUCUCAUUCAGACAUUUGGCAUAUCUACUUAAGUGGUUUGAAGGACUUAUCUGCACAUGUAAGGAAAUGAUGGGAUUCAUGGAGCGUGAAUGCUUUUUCUGUGUGCCAGAGUCCAGAAAGUAGAAGAAUCACAUGUCUAACAGUGCAUCCAGGCUGACUGAAAACACGGAGUCAUUUGCUCCACCUCCUUUAAAAAGUCUUGUUCCUAUUUUUUUCUGAUUUUGUACUGGAUUAAAACAAUCCAAGCUGGGAAGCUAAAAAAAAAGUCUCAGAUUGCACCAGGAACAGACGGAAAAUGUUUGGAAAAGGGGAAGGAAUUUCAAAAUUAAAAUGGGAAAGAAUGGACAAUGUUUGGAAAUUUCUGGCUAUUUUAAUCAGCCUGGAAAUUUAUUACAGCCUUCUGUUUUAUCAUAUCCUCCAAACUGUGCUGAUACUCUUCGAAUCACUGAAGAAUAAAAGUGGUUUUACAUAA
Molecule: messenger RNA, 3446 nt
Organism: Anolis carolinensis (green anole)
Lineage: Eukaryota; Metazoa; Chordata; Lepidosauria; Squamata; Anolidae
Gene: slc9a8
Product: solute carrier family 9 member A8
Exons: 16
Coding region: 354-2093 (579 amino acids)
Biological process (GO): sodium ion transport; potassium ion transmembrane transport; proton transmembrane transport
Cellular component (GO): membrane
Molecular function (GO): potassium:proton antiporter activity; sodium:proton antiporter activity
Source: RefSeq, a predicted model, not a curated record